AACACUUAAUCUCACACGGCACAAGGUUUCUCCAAGCACAGGGCUGAAUACUUAAUUCAAAAUACUAGUCAAAAAAAAGUACUGACUUUGUGGCUCUGUUCGCAACCCAGAGCUAGUGAACGCCAACCAGGAACUCUUAACUGUAAAGCACUCCGGAUCGAGGAGGAAAGCACGUUGCGUUGUCAAAGGCAAUAAAACAAAUGAGUGACUAAUGUGAAGAUAGAACAGAAUAAUAAAAUCAAACUGCAGGAAAGGAACACAACACCAGAUUCACAAUCGCGAGGAAGUUACUCAACGUUCCAGAGAAAGGGAACGCCAGGGAUGCUGGCACAUCCUCGCAGUCGGAUCACUCAGAUUGUUUUUUGAGGGCAUAAAUCGGGUGCUUUGACUGAACAAAAUCUUCUCAGUGAUGGACUUUCUCAAAGCAGUGGACAUUGAAGAAACAGGAAUUGGUCUGAAUCUUCCAGAAUUUUUUUAUUAAGUGUUAAAAUGAUCCGGAAACUGAAACGCUGUGUGUUUCCUCUGUUCUUGAUCUUUGCCCUGGCUUUGGCUUUCUUAAUAAUGAUCAAGCUUCAGUUGGGGCUUGUGUCCUGCAAUGAGGGGAAUCGGUUGCCGGGCGAAACGUUCCAUGGUACCUCAGGCAUCAGCCGAGCUGUGUUCAACCCCAACAAGUACUCAAAGCUGGAGUUGCAUCCAGACCCAAUUUACAAUGUAAACUGCACAGCAAUGAUCAAAAGGGACUUCAAUGGCACACUGCAGGGUCAGUUCCUACAGAGUUCCAAUCAGAGUAAAAUCUCCUCCGACUCCUAUUAUGUCAGCUCCCUGCAGCAGUGCCAGACAUUUAUAAGGACCAGAAAGUACAUCACGUUCUCACUGAGCAGAGAAGAGGAGGAAUUCCCAAUUGCUUAUUCCAUGGUCAUCCAUCAAAGAUCCGAUCACUUUGAAAGGCUGCUCAGAGCCAUCUACGCGCCGCAGAAUAUCUACUGCGUCCACAUCGACAAUAAAUCCUCGCAUGAUUUCAAAGCUGCCGUCAGGAGUGUGGCCGCCUGCUUCCCCAACGUAUUUGUCGCCAGGAAACAGGAGAAUGUUGUCUACGCCUCCUGGGCCAGGGUGCAGGCAGACCUGAACUGCAUGGAGGAAUUGCUGGCCAGACACCGGAGCUGGAAAUACUUCAUCAAUCUCUGCGGCAUGGACUUCCCCAUCAAAACCAACCUCGAGAUCGUCCAACAGCUCAAGCUGCUACGAGGGCAAAAUAGCCUUGAGACCGAGCAGGCCCCCAAGGCCAAACGGGUGCGGUGGAAAUUCCAUUUCAAUAUCAUUAACGGGAAGUUGAAGAAGAGCAAUGUUACCAAGAAUCUAUUGACUGGCGUGACCAACAUCUUCAGUGGCAACGCCUACAUAGUGGUCAGUCGGCGCUUUGUGGAGCAUGUCUUCAAGGACCCAGAGGUGCAAGUCCUGAGGGAGUGGGCGAAGGACACGUACAGCCCUGACGAGUUCCUCUGGGCCACACUGCAGAGGUUACCGGGGGUGCCCGGCUCCAUGCCCAGGCAUCGCAAGUAUGACACGAAUGAUAUGAAGUCGGUGGCCAGGCUGGUGAAGUGGAAAUACUUUGAGGGAGAUUUGGCCCGUGGCAAGGCCUACCCACUGUGUGCUGGCAUCCAUCGUAGGGCUGUCUGUAUAUACGGUGCUGGUGACCUGAACUGGAUGCUACAGCAGCCUCACUUCUUUGCUAACAAGUUUGACACAAAUGUAGACGCCAUGGUGCUGGAGUGUCUGGACCAUUACCUGCGUCACAGAGCUCUGGCCGCCAGUGGCUUUAGCUAUGCGUGCUAGCCUUGGCUCCUGCCAACCUCCGCCUAAUACUUUCUGG
Callorhinchus milii (elephant shark) is the source of this 1870-nucleotide messenger RNA. Its product is annotated as beta-1,3-galactosyl-O-glycosyl-glycoprotein beta-1,6-N-acetylglucosaminyltransferase. The coding region runs from base 490 to 1833 and encodes 447 amino acids. The record is from RefSeq and is a predicted model, not a curated record. The transcript is spliced from 3 exons. NCBI's taxonomy places the organism in Eukaryota, Metazoa, Chordata, Chondrichthyes, Chimaeriformes, Callorhinchidae. Gene Ontology annotation, cellular component: membrane. Gene Ontology annotation, molecular function: acetylglucosaminyltransferase activity.